Colias croceus (clouded yellow) is the source of this 6143-nucleotide messenger RNA. RefSeq names its product organic cation transporter protein-like. Gene Ontology annotation, cellular component: membrane. The coding region runs from base 173 to 1780 and encodes 535 amino acids. NCBI's taxonomy places the organism in Eukaryota, Metazoa, Arthropoda, Insecta, Lepidoptera, Pieridae. Gene Ontology annotation, biological process: transmembrane transport. The record is from RefSeq and is a predicted model, not a curated record. Gene Ontology annotation, molecular function: transmembrane transporter activity. The transcript is spliced from 7 exons.
GGUGGAUACCCCUCGCGUAAAGAUACAUGUGCGUCGUCCGUGCCGGUAUUAUUAACAAAAAUUCCCUUUUAAAAUCAAUAAUUCUGUAUCAAUAAAGUGCAUACGCGUGUUUUUAGGUUACAAUAUUGUGUUCUUUCAUCUAUAAUUACUUAGAAGUUUUACAGGCGACAAGAUGGCGGACAAGAAAGAAAUCAAUUUGGACGCGGUGCUCGAAAGCCUGGGCCCGUACGGACGUUACAACCUAUUGAAUUUCGUCCUUUUACUAUUCCCCGUGCUUUUGAGCAGUUUCUACGAGUGCGGUUUCAUUUUUGAAGCGCAGCAACAGAUUUAUCGCUGCGAAGUCGAUGGCUGUGAAAAAACAUACAACGACACAUCCUGGCUGAAAUACGCUAUACCCACCGACUCCGAAAGGGACGUACCAGCCAGCUGCUUACGAUACGCCCCCAAAAACAAUAACACAGUCGAACAGUGUCUUCCUGAAGAGUUCUCCAAUGUUACCAUACCUUGUGACAGCUACGUGUAUGAACUUAAUGGAUCUUUGGUUAAGGAGUUCGACCUGGGUUGCCAAGAAUGGAAGCGAGCCCUGGUUGGUACAGUGCACAACAGCGGCAUGUUCGUUGCCAUGCUGUUUACUGGGAUUCUGUCAGACAAGUUUGGGAGGAAGACCGCUGUGGGUAUGGCGGCGACGGCCAGCUGCAUCUUUGGCAUUAUUCGCGCGUUUGCACCGAACUAUAAUAUGUAUUUGGCAAUGCAUUUCUUUGAAGCAGCGCUUGGAGGUGGAUUGUACCCGUCGGCUUAUGUUCUGGCGGUCGAGCUCGUGGGGCUAAAACAGCGAGUGAUCAUCUCCGCUAUGUGUAACAUGGCCUUCGUGGUAGGGGUCGUGAUACUCGACCUCCUAGCCUGGGUUAUUAGCAACUGGAGGACAUACAUCCUCAUUUUAUACAGUCCUGCUAUCAUAGUGGGCUUGUACGUCUGGCUAAUGAACGAAAGCGCCCGCUGGUUGCUCAGCAAAGGCAGAAAAGAAGAUGCCAUCAAAACUCUAAAACGCGCGGCGAAGAUCAACAACAUGGACCCCGCGAAACUCGAUCUCGACGCAUUGAGCGAUCCCCUACUCCGAACAGAAGUACAGACAGACAAAAAGUCACAGUUCUCGAAAGCGAUACGAUCGAGUAUUAUAUGGAAACGUUUGAUCAUUUGCUCUUUCUUAUGGCUCACUUGCUCUCUCGUUUACUACGGGUUGUCGAUCAAUUCUAUUUCUUUAAGUGGGAACAAGUACGUGAGUUUUAUGCUGGUGGUUAUUGUAGAGAUACCAGCGUAUAUAGUUGUGGUGAUUGUGCUGGAUAAAUACGGAAGGAAGAAGACGAUGAUAGUGAACUAUGCGACAUGUGCUGUGACGAGCUUGAUGUUUGCGUUCCUGCCUAAAGGUAACUGGUGGUCCAUUGUCCUGUAUCUAAUAGGCAAAUGGAGCGUCACGCUUACAUACAGUUCAGUGUAUAUCUACGUAUCUGAAGUCUUCCCGACCAACAUGCGGCAGAUGCUCUUGAGUGUUUGCUCCACCUCUGGCAGGAUUGGGUCGCUUAUUGCACCUCUAACGCCGCUAUUGUCCCUCUACCACAAAUCGAUGCCGACCGUGAUAUUCGGAGGCAUGUGCAUUAUAUGCAGCAUGCUCGUGCUCCUCCUACCAGAGACACGGAACAUGCGUCUCCCGGACACCAUUGAGGAAGCAGAGGAACUAUCCAAAAUGAGAAACAGAACUGACCAAACUCUUGAUAUGAAAUAGUUUAAUUUGAGGACCAAAUGGAGUAGAUGUAUAAAAAGUAUGUCAACUGUGUGAUUCAACUUAGAAUAGGAUUGAACCGGCGCCAUCUUGUAUUGUGACGUCAUAGCUGUUAAUUCAAUCGAAUUAAUAGUAACUAUAUUCAAUUGAUUUUUGGUGCAGUGACGUUCCUAUUCUUAUUUGGAUCGCAUUAUAUUUGUGAUUAUUUAUGUUUUUGGAGUGUUAGUGUUGUGUAAAAGAAAAUUCGUGAUACGUUUUCGAAGUGAUAUCUAAUUUAUUGUAAAAAGACAGCCCUGUGAAUGAAAUGGUAUAAAGUUGACAUACUUUUUGUUUAUUUUGCAUUUAGCAAUUGACGAUUUAAAACGCGCUUUAUUUCUUUUAAUUGCAAUGUAUUUACAAAUUGUGGGUACAUGAAAAAAUGAAAUAAAUCACGUUUUAAACGUAUUUAAAAUAUAUUAUUUAUCUGUGCUGAGCAAAACAAAUGUUUUGAAUUGUGUUCGUUCACAUUGAAUGGAAUGUUUGACCUUAGAUCACAAGUAUUUUUAACAGGGUUCAUAUUAUAUCCUAUCUGACUUAAAGUAAAUUCUGAUACUUAAGUAAAGAACUUGAUAUUUUCAAUUUUUCUGUAUAUGUAUUUAUUAUACAAAUAAGCGAUAUGAAGACUUGUUUUUACAUCUUAAUAGACAAUUAAUAUUGAUUAAUAUUUUUUAGAGCGACCAAACGUAGUUGAUCUUUUAACAGUUGUAAGAAUUGAGUUUAAAAGAUCAGCUUUUUACGCUACUUAUCUUACUGUAUUAUCAGAUAUUCCUUAACCUUUGCUUAAUUUCUAAAAUAAAUAAGUAAGUAAAUAAUAAAAUUCAAAAGACUUAAACAAACCUUCCAUCGUCGAUUUUGACUUGUGAAUUAUUUAAUGUGAUUUUAGAACUAGGAACUAUUUUCAAUUUUUAAUUGGAUUUAUAUACAAAGACGUUGUUUAUAAAUGUAUAAAAAUAAUCUCUUUUGGAAGCACUUCUAACGGCAUAUUAUCAAAUUUUAUCAACUUCAAUUAACCAAGUGAUUUUUUAAUAGUACAGAAACGAACGCAGACUUAUUUUUAUAUGUAUAUGUACUACAUAUUUCAGGUUUUAUUAUCUAUACGACCAAAUUUACUCGUGUCCUCGUUUAGGACCAAAAAAAACGCUAAAAAUAAAAAAAAAUACCCGGUCGGAGCCGGGGCGAGCAGCUAGUAACUUAUUAAGAAGAAUAUUUAUUCAGUGUCAUAAUUAGAACCAAGUUUUAUUGAAUCAAUUCGACACGCAAUCGUAAAAUGAAAAAUAUUCCACAACCGUUCUAAAUACAUAUAUUUAUUACUACUGUUAUCUUUCAAUUGAAUUCUAUAAUAAUGACGAGAUCAUUGAAUUUUGAAUAAUAAUUUAAUGUUCACUUUCUUGUUUAAUGUAUGAGAUUCUUACGGUACAUUUAGAUUAAAAAAAAUUAAAGCGAAUGCUCAUUCUUCCCCAGUAUGGAAAACAGGCGUAGAGCAUUCUUCCUUUGUUCUAAAUGCGUUCGAAAAGAUUAUAUGCAAUGUUCUAAUACUGAAUACGAGUUUUCGUUUGCACUAAAAGAUCACGAAAGAAUGCUCUUGUUCUAGCUCUAGCUCUAUGUUCAUUUGUCUAAAUGAACCGUUAGACAUUUAACAACUUUUUAAGUUAAGUCAAGAUACUGAUUCUACUUCUUAUAGUUUAGAACUUAAUAACUUUACAGUGUUUUCUUUUUCACAGAACAUAUUUCAGUACCAUAUCGAUAGGCUAGAAAGCAACAGACACAUACAUAUUAAACUUUAAUAAUACAUCCUCGAUUGCGUCAAGAUUAGCAAAGAACAAAACUACUUAUUACAGUUGUUUUCCAUAAAACUAACAUAUUUUACUAUUGUUAACUUCAAUAAUUUUAUACUAUUACUAGUGUCUCGAGUUAAAAUAAUAAACACAUGUUUAACUAUCAUGAAAAUCACAAUUCGAACAUCAAUGUCUCACAUUAACCCUAUAUCAUUUAAAAUUUUUAAAUAGGUAAAUAAAUCUUGAACAAUGAAUAUUAAACUAUAUGACAUACAUUGUUAAAAACCACGAUAGUGGUAAAGUUUUUAAAACGAUUCCAUUUUACGGCGUCUUUAAAACACAAUGAGGGUAUCUUCAUCAAAUAAUUCCAUUGUGACAACAUUGUUGUUACAAUGACGUACAUUACAGGGUUGCCAUGAGAAAAUAACUCUUCUAUAGAAUUAAAGUUCGCGUGAAACAAAAAUGGAACGUAAUUUUUGCACCAUGUUGUCUAUUAUAGAGUAGGUAGAUGAGCCAAUAGAUUUUUAAAAAAUCAUUUUCUUGGAAAUGUUAAGUUUACUUUAAAACUUUUUUAGUUUGUUAUGGAUAAGUAGGAAAUGUUUUUAGCAUGUGCGCUUUUCACCAAUAUUUGCAAUUGCAAAGCCAUUUUAUAUUGUCAAUUCAUCGUAAAAUUGGCUUUUUAAUACAUAUAUUAUUAUUUUAAAUCACCUUGGGUUACUAUAGUUUGAAAUACAAUGAAGAACUUAUAACAGAGUCUCAUUAAAAUUAAACUAGUAUAAACUGAUAUUUUUGAAGGUAUUUUAUAUAUUUUACAAUACGUAGUUAAUACGAUAGUAUUUAUAUAAAAAGAACCUAAAUCGAAUAUUUAUUACUUAAUGAAAUACAUACUUACUUGUUACUACCACUAUUUAAUGUAUUUAAUCAUCGUAAUUUGUAUAGGAUAUACAAAUAUUUACACACCACACUUUUAUCCGUUCCAUUUUCAAAUUAUUUCUUCCAUUUUUUUUGUAAACAUUAAAUAUUUUAAUCACUGUUAACAAGCGGAUUCACAGACAAGUAUUAUAAUAAUGAAUAAUCGCCAAUAGAAUACAUAAUUACACCGGAAAAUGUAAUAAACCUACACAAUGACCAAUCAAAACGUCAAUUAUCAAAUGAUUUACAACAUAUUGACCAAUAGGAACGCAGUACUACCGCGCGAAAACCAACCUUUAGAAAACCUAAAUACAUAUUGUUUAACAAAUAAUAGAUUAUUAAAAUGAACUUAAUGAACUAUUUACAUACUUAAUAGGCAUUUAAAUAAAUUAACAUAGUUGUAAAUUGAUUUUUAAUUGUUUUUCAUGAAAAGUAUGUUUUCCUUUAGAUACUUAAAACAGCAUUUAUUUUCAGACCUUAUGAAUACAAGUAAAUGUGCACGAAUUAUAUAUAAGGUAAUUUAGAAUACCUUUCCUCGUUUAAAUUAUAAUUCCAAUAAAAAAUAAGAAUUUCCCUUUUAACCAAAAAGUAAUGCCAUUGUUUUGUUAUUUAUUAGACUUUUCAAUAUAAUAUGGUAUAUAGGAAUUAAUUUCCGUUGAUCUUUUUAUUUAUACACAUCAUUUCUUUAUAAUUAUGUUAUAUAGGUAAAUAAUAAUGUUUAUUAUUAAUUUAAUUAAUUGAAAAUGUCCAAUUUGCACAGUAUUUAAAUCUUUUCACAUACACAAACAUCAUAUUAGUUCAUUAAUAUAUUUAAACCUUAGAUGCACGCUGAUAUAACAUAAUUAUUAAAUUAUAUUCAUAUGGAGACGACACCGCCUACAUUACUUAUGUUCCGCUCAACAUACGCCAUAUGGCGUAACUGCACGCUCAUUUUUUAUUUGUUUUAAAGUGAAACGCAUCAAAUAUGCCUUCGUGUAUAUAUUGCACAAAUAAUACAAAUAAUACGUGUUGAUAAAUGCAAAGGAUUAAUUUUCAUCGGUAAGUACCUAACUAUGUAGAUAAUAAUUUUUAAAACUUAGUUAGAGCAAAAAAAUGGCGCACAGAUUUUGUUCGCGGUGUCUCCUCCAUACGUAGUAAUAUUAUCUCAAUGAUUAUAUUAUUAUGUAAUUUUAUUUACAUUUUGUGCUAGAAUUUACUAAACUUCAAUAUAUUCGCUGUACUAUUGUAAUGAUUUGCAAAAUAUUGUAUAAUAUUCAAAUAAUUUACAUUAGUAUAUUUUUCAUAAAAAUGAAAAAAAAUACUGAAAAAAAUAUUAUUAUGAUCAAAUAAAAAUCAAAUCUACUUAAAUCGAGUGUAAUCUUAGUGUAGUUAACUAUGUUUAUAAUUGUUCUAACUAUCUGAUACUGUAUAUUUAUUUAUAGAGAAUAGACUGAAUACAAUGAAAAUUUUGAAAUCAAAGUCAAACUUAUUAUAUGAACAGUAUGUUAAAAAUUACAAAUAUAUCUGUCUUUAAAAAAAAUGAUGUAACAAUCAGUCUGUUCUCUAUGUCGCUGUAAAUAUAGAAUUAAAUUGUGAACACUUUAAAUUAUUUUGAAUCAAAAUGUAUAUGUUAUUCACGAUUUAAUAAAUUUUGAAUUAUA